AUGCGUGAUAUGGAAAUGGCAGAGAGUCGUUACAGGAAAUUACGAGGUAAUGCGAGAAAAACCAAACGUAUCAUGAGCGCACGAUCAAAUGACGAAGGCAGUUUGUGGAGUGCAAUUUCCCACUAUUUGCCUGCCUAUCAAUUCUCUUCCAGUAAUACCACGAAUGUUCCUUCAAAGCCAGCCGCCACAGUUUUGCCGGAGGAGGAGCAACAAUAUUCUGUAAAUAGCACUCCACAAAGUUUUUCCUCGGAAGAAAAAGCAGGGAAAAGGAAAGGAAGAGAAAAUCAUUACAGGGGAGUGAGGUUCAUUAAAACUCGCCGUAAAUAUGCUGCGGAAAUUAGAAACCCAGAGAAGAAAGGUUCAAGACUUUGGCUUGGCAGCUUUGAUACGGCAGAAGCAGCUGCAGCGGCAUAUGAUCGUGCGGCUUUCCUUAUGCGCGGUUCCAGAGCUAUUCUCAACUUCCCUCUCAACUUUGUGUCUGGGGUUUAUGUGGAUUUCUAUUCUCAAUCUUCCUCUUCUCAUGCUCCCUCAGAUAUACCAAAUCGAAAGAGGAGAAAAAGGGUUGAAGAAGAACACCCAUCAGAAAUGGGUCUGGAUAAUCCAUAG
Messenger RNA from Cryptomeria japonica (Japanese cedar), 606 nucleotides. RefSeq names its product ethylene-responsive transcription factor 2-like. The record is from RefSeq and is a predicted model, not a curated record. The transcript has 2 exons. Gene Ontology annotation, biological process: regulation of DNA-templated transcription; ethylene-activated signaling pathway. Bases 1 to 606 code for a protein of 201 amino acids. Lineage: Eukaryota; Viridiplantae; Streptophyta; Pinopsida; Cupressales; Cupressaceae. Gene Ontology annotation, molecular function: DNA-binding transcription factor activity; DNA binding.